Phaeodactylum tricornutum CCAP 1055/1 is the source of this 213-nucleotide messenger RNA. RefSeq lists its product with no specific name. The annotation marks the transcript as partial. The record is from RefSeq and is a predicted model, not a curated record. Gene Ontology annotation, biological process: spliceosomal complex disassembly. The transcript has a single exon. Gene Ontology annotation, cellular component: spliceosomal complex. Lineage: Eukaryota; Bacillariophyta; Bacillariophyceae; Surirellales; Neidiaceae.
GAUCUUUAUAAGCUUUUGGGAGUUCCACGCACAGCCACGACUAAAGCGAUCAAACAGGCCUACCGACGCAAAGCUUUGGAGACGCAUCCCGAUAAGCAGAAACAACUGCCGGCGGACGAGGCAGCAGAAGCGUUCCGACAAGUCGUUCACGCCUUUGAGAUUCUAUCUGAUGUGGCUUCCCGACAACGAUAUGAUCGCACAGGAAGCUCGCAA